This is a messenger RNA of Halichondria panicea, 3062 nucleotides long. RefSeq names its product hepatocyte growth factor receptor-like. The record is from RefSeq and is a predicted model, not a curated record. Gene Ontology annotation, biological process: cell surface receptor protein tyrosine kinase signaling pathway; protein phosphorylation; positive regulation of kinase activity. Lineage: Eukaryota; Metazoa; Porifera; Demospongiae; Suberitida; Halichondriidae. The coding region runs from base 114 to 2927 and encodes 937 amino acids. Gene Ontology annotation, cellular component: signaling receptor complex; plasma membrane. Gene Ontology annotation, molecular function: transmembrane receptor protein tyrosine kinase activity; protein binding; ATP binding. The transcript is spliced from 15 exons.
UCUUCUAAAAGACAUGCAUGUCUCAAAACCUCUGUGCACAUGCGCAUGCGCACUGCAAAUCACCAAUUUGAUAUGCGGAUGUAUGUGGUGAGGCUUAUUAGCUUUGCUUGCUGAUGAAGACACACACAAUGAAGCAGCCCUGGAGCAGCCUACACACAGUAUACUCCUCUGCAGUUGUUGUUUUUUUCCUACUUUUUUAUGGCAACAGUGAUGCUACUCUCAUCGUCAACGCUACCGUGGUAUGUCCUAACGAUACGAUUAUCUUCACCUGUUCCCUGCCGGGUGACAAUGUCACAUGGGAAGUGUAUACACCACCAGGGUUUAAUAUUGCAUUGAGACUAGUCGUGUCAGAAGCUCAACCAACUACGACAUCAGCUGACCUUAGAUUAGAAGGAGCUGUCACUGAUUUCAGUAGAGGAAGGAUUACAGCCACUCUAACGGUGAUAUCUUUCGGACUCGGAUAUGGAACCACAGUAGCAUGUAUUGGACAAGACACACUGUCCAGUGCAGAUAUCCUGACUAUUACCAGGCCUGAUCCACCUUCUGCUCCUGGCAACCUAACGUGGACAGCCGACAUUGUCCCAGCUCUCUACUCCACAAUCACCCUGACUUGGGACCAUACCCCUCAACAGGAUGUUUCUGUCAGUUACAUCAUCACUAUUUCCCCACCCCCUCCAUUUGGGUUACCAUCUACCGUGGAAACCACCUUCGUAGUCAUCAAUGUCUCAUACAACACUCAAUACAACGUGACAGUCAGAGCUGUGAAUUGUGCUGGUUCCAGUGAUGCACUGGCUGUGAUAUCAGUAGACAUUGGAAACUGCACUGUACCUAUUGAACCUACUAAUGGAACUAUAAUAGCUACCUUGGUUGAUGGUACCACAGUGGACUAUGAUAGUUUGAGCAAUACAGUGUUGGAGGGAACUGUGCUGACUUACCAGUGUGGCAAUGGACUCGCACUGUUUGGGUCAGUGAAUAUCACAUGCACGAGUGAUGGAGAAUGGAGCUCUGAUCCUGACCUGGUAGAAUGCUCCAACUGUACUGUACCUGAAUUUGAUGUUGAGCUCACUGGUGCAACUAUAACAGCUACCUUGGUUGAUGGUACCACAGUGGACUAUGAUAGUUUGAACAAUGAAGUGUUGGAGGGAACUGUGCUGACUUACCAAUGUGACAAUGGACUCACACUGUUGUUUGGGUCAGUGAAUAUCACAUGCACGAGUGGUGGAGAAUGGAGCUCUGAUCCUGACAGGAACCGAUGCUAUUAUAUUUAUGGUAGCGCUGGAUUCUCUGUGGUUAGCAUCAUUGUUUUCAUUAUUUUGUUUGUUGUAUUGAGUUGGAUUAUGGUUAGUUUUGGAAUCUACAAACGAAGAAAACGGUUGAGAAAACAACGACUUGCAACUACUGUAUUGAGGCAUGAUCUUGCAGCAUUACCUGCCAACUCUUACGAUCCCUUACGGUUCAAUAGAGGCACAAUGGAGUCUACCCUGAGUUCAGAUCAGUGUCCAUCAGAGUCAGAAACUACACCCCGAUACUAUAGAAUUAGUCGUACAUCUCAAGUGUCCUUUACCGAUAAUCGUCAGUCUUCUAUAUCAGAACCACCUAUUGCUAUCGAUGAUGCAAGAGAAGAACCUACCACUGUGAACAGCACAGAGUUGCCGCCGGAGACGGUACCCCAAUUUCCAACAACUGGUCCUACAGCUCAAGUGUCUGCUACCGAUGGACAUUACUCUUCCAUAUCAGAACCAUCUAUUGCUAUCGAUGAUUCAAGAGAAGAAUCCACCGCAAACAAAACUUCAACUGGCACAGGAACAGCUUCCACUGCUGGGACAAGUGUUGAAGAGGUUUCAAGUGCUAUAGCCAAUGCUUGGUCACUGAUACUUGGUAAUGUGAUGAAACUGCCUGAUCUAUCAGAAUCUCUAAAGAUACCAGGAUCUCAGCUAAAACUGAGCAGUGACCCCAUUGGACAAGGGGAAACUGGAAUGGUAUACAAAGGUUUACUAAUGAACUGGAAAGAUGAGCCAUUGCAAGCUGUGGCCGUGAAGACAUUAAAAGGUUUGUUUUCUUCUUCGGAUAUUCAAUUUCUGAUGAGUGAGAUUAUCAAGAUGAAGGAUUUCAACCACCCUCACGUCAUGCCCCUGAUUGGAGUGUGUUUAGAUGCUGGACCCGGUGUUUCCAUGGUGAUGCCACAUAUGACCAAUGGGAGUGUACUGGAUUAUUUGAAAAAGGAGAGAAGUGGUUUAAAAUUGACUGAUAACUGCAGCAAAGAAAAGGCACAGAGUGUCAGGAAGCUGCUGUUGAGAAUGUGUCAUCAGAUUGCCCUAGGAAUGGAAUAUCUCUCUCAGCAAAGAUUCAUUCAUCGAGACUUGGCAGCACGGAACUGCAUGUUGGACUCUAGUGGUGAUGUCAGAGUUGGUGACUUUGGACUGGCCGAGGACGUCUACAGCACUGGAUAUUUUAGACAGAAUGAACGAGCUGAUAUCAAGCUGCCCUACAAGUGGAUGGCAUUGGAAAGUCUAAACGAUGCCAUCUUCACAGAGAAAACAGAUGUGUGGUCGUAUGGAGUGACUAUGUGGGAGGUUUUCAGUGGCGGUCAGAUUCCUUAUCCUGGAGUAGACGUCAGGACUCUUGUCAAGUUCCUUCAGAGAGGAAACCGAUUGGACGCUCCCGUUAACACUGCCUGUACUGCUGAAAUCUCAGCGGUGAUGCAGAGAUGCUGGCUAGAGGAUUAUGAAGAGAGGCCAUCCUUCACUGACUUGUCUUCAAUAAUGGACGCCAUGCUCUCCUCUGUGUCUGACUACGCUGAACUGAACAUGGAGCUCCCUCAUAAUAGCCAAGACCCCAUAGACAUGAGUGGAUACGACGAUUUAAACGAGUCGCUCAGGAACAGAGCAACUAGGACCAACCCUUACAAGCUCUCAACAAUAGUUUAAUCUUGUGUUUCUAUCGUAGCAGUUGUUAUUGACAUACAUAACUUUACUUGAAUUUGCAAAUGAACUUUAUUAUGUUCACAGCAAUAUGGCAAUCACUGUGUAUACAGAUUAAAAUGUUAUCUGGUCAGUAUAUAA